Molecule: messenger RNA, 2761 nt
Organism: Thlaspi arvense
Lineage: Eukaryota; Viridiplantae; Streptophyta; Magnoliopsida; Brassicales; Brassicaceae
Source: the annotation of a GenBank genome assembly
ACUCAAAGGGGCAAGAAUGGAUCCUUCAACCAACUGUGGAAGUAUCAUCAGCUCUAUGCCAGAUGAGAUCCUCCACCACAUCCUCUCAUUUCUUCCGACCAGUCUCGCGAUCAGAACUUCCGUCUUGUCAAGACGAUGGAGGCAUGUCUGGUACAACACACCUUGUCUCGACUUUUACCGCUGCAAACGGAAAGCGACGGCUGAAGGGAUAGACCAAACCCUAAGUUUGUACAGGGCUCCGAAGAUCACGAGCUUCGAACUUGGCAUGCCCCAUAGUGUCCCUGCUGAUCAACAACCCCAUGCGAUUAAUAGGUGGAUCGAGUUCGCUGUGUCUCGUAAUGUGGAGAAGCUGUCUCUGCACAUUCAGGUACCCGCGAGUUAUCGUUUCCCAGAUUGCUUCUAUCUUAGUUUCUCUUUAGAGGAACUCAGCGUGAGGCAUGUUUAUGAUAUGCUUCCCGGAUGCACAGUGUCUUGGAAAUCCCUAAGGGAUUUGACAUUGUUUUGUUAUAAUCGCUUUGAUGAAAUUGCUAAUAUUCUCUCUGGCUCUCCAAAUCUUGAAACCUUGAGAUUGUUUGGGUGUGUUGGUCUACUUGAUCUGAGGAACUCACUGAGUCUGAGGACUUUAGAGAUACAUCCGGGAUUGGCUCGCUAUUCAGAAGCAAUGGAGAUUAUUGCACCACACGUCCAUCAUUUGCAUCUCAGUUGCAGAGAGCCAGAGGAAGAGGAACCAUCUACUUUAGUGGAUGUCUCUUCUUUGACGGAAGCUAGCCUCGGCAUUUUCAAUACUCACCAUAGUUUCGAUGAUCAUCUGAUGGCUGACUCUCUUCAAACCAUGGUGCUACAUAUGCUAGCAAAAUUGCAGAACGUAGAGAGGCUAACUUUUGGGGGAACGAUUCUUCAGGUUCUAUCUCUUGCUGAGCUCCGUGGUGUUCCUUUUCCAACGCUCAAGGUCCAAACUUUGAAUCUUCAAACCACUUUUACCAGAGCUGCUAUUCCUGGUAUAGCAAGGUUACUACAGAAUUCACCUGGAUUGAAGAAUCUUACAGCACACGCAACAACCUUGGCCAUAAUAAAGGAUGAGGAUCUGGAGAGCUAUUUGGAGUCACGAGACUUGAAUCCGGAUCAAUGUUGGAUAUCAAAAUAUGACAUGUUUCCUACCUCACGUGAGUUUAAUGCGAUGAUAAGAUGUUGUAGUAAAAUGGAUGCAGCGUCCCAAGUUGUGGCUUUGUUCAAGGAAAUGGUGCUGAGAGAGGUUAAAACACUAGAGACGAUGGUUGUAAAGAAAAGAUAUUUUGAGAUUCGAUGGCCACGGCUGAAAAUUUCCGGCAGCAAGACGGCGCCACUGGCUGCCUCAGCGAUCAGAACCUCCGUCUUGUCCAAGCGAUGGAGGCGUGUUUGGUGCGAGACACCUUCUCUCUCCAUUGAUAGCCAUCAAGUGGUCACCAGAUCGAUAAACAAAUCCUUAGCUAGCUUCUCGGCUCCCAAAAUCACGAGUUUCCAUCUCCGAACCAGCCUAGUCAAUAGGAUUCAGUCUGUCGACAGCUGGAUCGAGUUCGCCAUUUCCCUCGACGCCGAGAAGCUCUCUCUGGAGUUUCGUGAUACUCGUGUCAGGGAUUACAAUUUUCCUGAUUCCUUCUACACCAAUUCCACCGUGAAGCAGCUCUUUGUCGACUCGGGAUCUGUUGUUAUGAUCCCCAGGUGCGCCGUUUCUUGGGCAUCUCUAAAGUUCCUGUCUUUGAGCUACUGUAAGCUUUCCGAUGAAUCCCUUCUUAAGAUUCUCUCUGGCUGUCCACUGCUUGAAACCUUGGAACUGCUGUUUUGCGAUGAAUUCCGGUGCCUUGAUCUGAGCCAGUCACCGCGCCUAACGAGACUGGAGAUGGACCGGAGCGAUUGGUUUCUCGGGCCAACAGAGAUUGUGGCACCACACGUGCAUUGUUUGAGAUUGAGACACUCGAGGUUGCCGUGUAGAUUAGUGGAUGUCUCUUGUUUAACCGAAGCGAACUUGAACAUUUACUUUUGCGAUCUUGGAACCCUUACGGCUGAUUUUCUUCAAGGUAACGUGGUAAAGAUGCUUGCAAAGUUGCAGAAUGUGGAGAAGCUUACUGUUGGGGCUACCUUUCUCCAGAUGUUAUCUCUUGCCGCGCUCUGUGGUGUACGUUUUCCGACGCUCAAGGUCGAGUCUUUGACUCUUGAAACGAUGAUCGUUCGGUCUGUUGUUCCUGGAAUAACGAAGCUUCUACAGAACUCACCUGGAUUAAGGAAGCUAACAAUUCACACCGUGAAAUGCAGUAUCAUUUCGGAAGGGCAUCUCAACAGUUAUUUGCGUUCACAUAGCUUGAAUCAGCGUCAAUGCUUUAGAUCGAAAGAUUUGGCCUUCCCGGGAUCUAUUGAGACCAUAUCAAUGUUGGUGGGUAAAUAUGCAGAGUCCAGCCUUGUGGCUUCGUUCAUGGAGCGUUUACUGAGAAACACAAGAAGUCUAGAAACAAUGGUUGUGCUCUUGGUAGGUUACCUUGACGCAUCAGGUUUUGAAGAGCUUGUUGCGAUGGCUACAACACUUUCUCACAGCAGCAAUGUCUUCAUUUCGAUCAAGCAAAGCCAUGUUAAGAAUGUAUGCAACACUUUCUCAUAACGGUAAUGUAGGAUCAUCAAUUGAUCAAGCAAUAGCCAUUGUUAAAUAUGUAUCAUAAGGAAUAAUCUCAUACAACAUUGUAUACAGAAAAUCUCUUUAAUUCAGAUUAAUUGUAUUUUAAUUAUUCUUGUA